Messenger RNA from Porites evermanni, 1092 nucleotides. NCBI's taxonomy places the organism in Eukaryota, Metazoa, Cnidaria, Anthozoa, Scleractinia, Poritidae. The record is from the annotation of a GenBank genome assembly.
AUGGAAGCUGCUCGCUCCGGGUUAUGGGCUCCUGGCUGGUAUGUUUAUUCUAAACUUCGAUAUUGGGCUUAUUUUUUACAACAGAGUGUCGCGACCGAGUAUCUUCACUUAACAGAAGACAACAACCGUGGCAGAAAAGAUUACUACCUUGAGCCGCAUGAUUCAGACCCCACUGUUCCUGUGACGAGAGCAGAUGUUUAUGACAGGUUAGUACUCUCGAUUAAGCAUUUGGCUUUUGUUCUUGAAAAGUUCAGCCACAAGCGAGUUGGGUUGUCCAUACCCGGUAUUCCGUACCCAUAAAGGAGCCAACAAGUCCCAGGCUAAAGAACUUCCCAAUAUUAGUUCGACAAUGAAUACGUUAUGUUGUGUUAAUUCAAUAACUGAUAGGUGGGGCCAGUUCUGCUUAUAUACUAGUUUGGCCACUAAGGGGGGCUUAUUCGGGGAAGAAAUAGGUUCUUCAAAGGAGUACUGAGGAGACAGUAUAUCGUUAAUGAGACACGUGCAUGGUCAUGGCAAAGAACGAAAGGGACUCAGUUACAUUGUUACGUAAGAAAUAACAUUGCUUAACUCGUGGAAACAGAUAAUGGUCUUGCUGUGCACGGGAAAUUUAAAAUUGAGAUGGAGGUGAUUGUUAUUCAAGGAGACUCUUAUUUUUCAGUUUGGCAGGCGAAUAUUUAAGGGGAAGACGCUUAAUCACCGUGAACGCCUUUUAUUUUUGACAUUUAAUGCGUAAAAGCCUAUAAAACUCAGAGUGAGAAAAUCUAACUCCGUUCGCUACGUAGAAAUCAUGUUUCGAGUCCAUUGCGGUUGGCAUCAAGAUUUGAAAUAAUGAUAAUAAAAUAGAGCAUUGCGAUCUUGUCUCACAGGAAUUAUCGGCUCGUCGUAAAAUGUUUUAGUGUGAUUAACGUUGCCUUCUAUAAUCGUGCGCAUGAUCUAAAAUAUAUGGUCAAUUUUAUAGGAAUCUACUAUGGUUAAACAGCAAUGUUUUCUUCUUAUAGGCGAUCAAGUGAAAAUAUUGCAAACAAUCCCUUGCCUCCAUUACCAGCUGACAUGGAAGAUCAAUUCGAUCCGGAAUCAGAGGAGAGACCAUAG